Molecule: messenger RNA, 2789 nt
Organism: Zea mays
Lineage: Eukaryota; Viridiplantae; Streptophyta; Magnoliopsida; Poales; Poaceae
Product: 40S ribosomal protein S4
Exons: 4
Coding region: 2009-2560 (183 amino acids)
Biological process (GO): translation
Cellular component (GO): ribosome; cytosolic small ribosomal subunit
Molecular function (GO): RNA binding; structural constituent of ribosome
Source: RefSeq, a predicted model, not a curated record
AAACCUAAUGAGUCGCCAACAGUAGCCCAAAAUUAGGUUGGUUUCUCCUACACUUCCAUGUUCGACGCGAGCGGCGAACCGACUUCCCUCUCAUUCGUCUUCCACAAACCCCAUAACCCUAGCACCGCUGCCACCAUGUCCUCGUCUCCAUCUUCAGUGAACCGCCGUCCCCCGGGCCCGCUAGCGUUAGGGCUGGAGUCCUUGGCGAAGAAGAAGACACAUAGGAAGAAGCUCACCGCCAAACCUCCUCCAGAUCCAGUCGUUGCCCUCCAAUGGUCGGAUACAGAACGUCUCGUCUCUUCCUUUGAAUCCAGCAGUCGGUGCUCCUCCUCUGGAUCCGGCGGUCAACUCCAUCAUCCGCAGCUUCUAUGGCACCUCCCCUAGUCCCCCUCCAUCGCCGCCCUCACCCACCGCUUCUAUAUCGCCACCUCUCUCAUUAUAGAAGAAGACACUGAGAAUCUGGUGAGCUUCCACCUUUUUAGCUUAUUCCGUUUAGAUCUGUUGUCUAUAUUUGAUUCUCGUUAUGGAAGAAGCUGCUAGUGCUUGCUUGCAUCAUCGCUGAGGAUCUGCUGGUAGGAUAGAUUAGCUUGAUAGCUUGAUCGGUGCAUCCAUGCGUGCAAUCUAAACUUGCAAUCUAGAACUCCACCUAGAAAUCUUUCUCUUUUGAUUAGGUCUUUUCUGAUAAAUUGGUCGGUGCAUCCGUGGAUGCAGUUUAAACAUAGCUUAGUUUUUUUUAAACAGUGCACUUCAGGCUUAGUUUUUUUAAACAUUGCACUUUAGGCUUGCUUUAUAUUCUUGUUCCUAUUAAGAACUGAGCAACUAGCUAAGCUGAGAUCAAGUUACAGUUUACUAAAUACUGGUAUGUUAAAAAGGAACCCUCAUGUAGCUGUGAGAGUAAAUUUCUUCUUCUUGUGCCAGAGUAUAUUAGCAUUUCUUGGUUUUCAAUUAUAUGUCAGUUUGCAUUUCUCACAAACACAUGCAUUCAUUCUCUGGUGCUAUCAAACUGAUGCAUAUUUUGAUGAGCAGCACUAGGACUAUGGUCAUACGAUUAGUGCUAGAUGCUGAGUUACUGACAACAAUAAUCUCAUCUGUUGUUUGAUGUGGUGGUUGUGUCAAUCAAAAAAACAUUUUUCCAUCACCAACAGAGGAACUGCGAUUUAGCAAGCGCUGCGCAAUGUUGAUGACCUCCAUUUUCAGAUUACUUGUUGUUUCUAGACCCGAAGAGUGUAGGUUCUAGUAAUUAUUUGUGCCUAGCUCUAUAUUUUUUCUUUAAAGAAAAAGGAAGAAAAGCAUUAGAAUCUUUCACGCUGAAUUUAGAAGAAGCUCUAUCAUCAAACAAUUUUUUAUUGAGAAAUAUUUUUUCCACACUUUUUCUAGCAGUUCUCUAAAAUAAACCAUGGAACUGAGAGUUAAAAAAGCAGCUUCUUCUCAUUUAGUUGAUGCAUGGAAUCCUAUAUGUGUCACUGAGUUUACUUUAGAGAAUUACAGAGAAUCAAUUCUGAUGAUCAAUGAAUCACCAUACACAAAGAACACAAUCAGGAAGAGCUCAACCAAUCUGUCUCUUGCUAGCUGCUAGGGCUACUGUUUCCAUUUUGCAGACUUUGUGAUUCGUAAAAUUCUUUGGUUGGUGCAAAAUAGAAUUUUUCUAAAAAUAAUUAAAUAUUUAUAUUGUCAAAUAAAAGCACCAGCAAUGGUACCUCCAUGUUCAUGUUUAUAAUUAUCUGUGAUUCUUACAUAUUUCAAUUACUAUGCUUAUUUGUUAAGGUUAAAAUGUAUUAUCAUGUGACCUGCCUUUUGUCCACCUGCACUGCUUGUUCGUAGAUGUGCAUGCUUGUCCCUCUUGCACUGCUUGUCUGUUACCUGCAGCAAUCUUUGCCAAACGGACACAGGGAACCUAUGCCCCACAGGACUGCACCACACGUGGGACAGGUAAUGCAGGUAUUGCCCCCGCUGUGGCUGGCCGGUGUGCAAUUCACCAGGCUGCCAAACGAGCCCUAAAGGCCCCAGCAUGGGCGACCCUCUCCAGGCCGCCGUCGCAGCCGCCCACGCGCUCUCCCUGCUAUGGAGAAAACCGCUCAUGGAGGUAAACCACUGUGUUGCGCGCACAUCAAGAUGUCAAGCAGUGGCUUCUGUUAAAUAUCCUAUUUAUGAUCAAACAGUGUACCUUAACGAUUAUCAUAAGAAGAUGUUGAAGGAUCAAUAUGAGGGACUGAAGACAAUCGAGCAGAUUACAAUGGACUCAGCUUCGGUCGAGACCAAUAUGUUCAAGCUCUGCAAGGUGAUGUCUGUUCAGUUUGGCCAAAAAGGCAUCCCCUACCUGAACACCUACGACGGCCGCACCAUCCGCUACCCCGACCCGCUCAUCAAGGCUAACGACACCAUCAAGAUCGAUCUGGAGACCAACAAGAUCAUGGACUUCAUCAAUUUUGAUGUCGGCAAUGUGGUCAUGGUGACUGGCGGGAGGAACACCGGGCGUGUAGGAGCCAUCAAGAACAGGGAGAAGCACAAGGGCAGCUUUGAGACCAUCCACGUGCUGCUUGGAGCUUUUUGCUAUGUCUAGUUUUCUCCUAUUUGUUGUACAGGAAAACAUAGAAUGGAAUUCAAAUUUGGUGGUCGCAAAAGUCUGAAGACUUUAAUUCAUAUAAAGUUAGGCUUAACAUUAGUGCAAACAGUUGUAUUUUAGUUUAGAUUUAGAGUACACUUAUGUAUGCGUUGUUUGACAAUGCUUAUUUAUGAUAUAUUGAAUGGUACUUAUUUAUAUUAUAUUAAUUAUAAUGUUGUUCAGUAUA